Clarias gariepinus (North African catfish) is the source of this 2639-nucleotide messenger RNA. RefSeq names its product thymocyte selection associated family member 2 (gene themis2). Lineage: Eukaryota; Metazoa; Chordata; Actinopteri; Siluriformes; Clariidae. The coding region runs from base 325 to 2388 and encodes 687 amino acids. The record is from RefSeq and is a predicted model, not a curated record. The transcript is spliced from 6 exons. Gene Ontology annotation, biological process: T cell receptor signaling pathway.
ACCUUUUUCUCAUUAUUAUUGGCCUAUUUCGCUUUAUUAUCAUAUAAGACAGUAGGCUAUUUUGUGCCCGUCCUGUUUCUGAGACAGCGGUUAGAAGGACAUGCAAGUGUGAAAAACUUUUCACAGAAGUUGAGUGUUCGGCGUAUUUCCUUAAAUGAAACUCAAACGUUAGGAGGAAGUGGCCAGACCUCUUAUUAUACACUAACAUGAAGCGGAACCAGUCGACAUCUCUGGUGCUUUAGUAAAAACUGCGCGUUGUUAACUGCGUUGACCGGCUCAGGCGCCGAGGUUUGGGCUUGAUUUGAGGGAUUAAGCGAUUCAGAGAUGGAGGACAGCGGUGGAGUUUUGGCUCUUCAGGAGUACAUCAGCAGUGUCCAUCAGUCGUCCUUACCGCGCAUUCUGCAGGUCUGCUCCGGAGUUUAUUUUCAAGGCUCAGUGUAUGAGAUCUCAGGAAGUGAGGUCUGUCUGUCUACUGGUGACUUGGUGAAGGUAACAGGUUUCGAGCUUUUGUCUGUCUCUUGUGAGGACAUUAGCAAUAAUACAUCAUUUGAGCUGCCCCUCGAUCAUUCAGCCUUGUUCACACUGGUUCCUGAGGAUCUACCUUACAGUACAGUAGAGGAAAUGGUAGGCCUACUGCCCGUUGGUGUGGAUGCCUUUGGCUCAUUCAGCUUCUUCACCAAAUAUGAGCUGAUCAUUGAGAAUUUCACAGUUCCGGCUGGAACAGAGCUGACCCUUCUAUCUGUGGAGCUCAAUGAGGAUGAGGAGAGGUUUGCUCGCUGCAGGCUGACAGGCCAGCUUCAAGUCUCUGCAGAGGUGUGCAUUCCCCUCUCAUGCCAUGGAGAAUUUUAUGAAUGUCAGAAUGACCGUGGUUAUUCCCUUCAUGAGAUUAUGUACUCAGACAGGCUGUGCAGGAGACGCUUCUAUAAGGCAAAAUCAAAGAACUCUGACAACCCUCUGUUUUUCAGUCCAGUCUAUCAAAUCCAAGGCAUCAUGCACAUGAGAAAGAACAUAGUGAAGUUUCCCUCCAGCUUGGAAGUGGAUGUAAUUGACGUGACGGAACAGUGUAAACAUUUAACAUUUGUGACUCCGCUAUCUCUAGCUGAGGUAGUUGCUCAGCCAAGGGAGGCCUUCCCUACUAUGGCAGAGAUCUUGGAGGGACCUGAGGCUAAUCCAUUCUUUUGCUGCAGCUGGUUUAAAGAGCUACAAAAAUGCAAGCAUCUUCUGCUACACAGGUGCAAUAAAACAAAGAUGGUGUUAGCAUGUACUCCAAAGGGGAGAAAAACACAGCAGUACUUCCUGAUUUCUCAGGGCUAUGGUGGCCAAUUACGGAGAAGAGCAAGGGAGUUUAGCUCAGUGUAUGAAGUGUAUGUGGCAUUCUGUAGCUCUCCAGGACUGAGAGUAUCUGUCACAAGGCAUUGUGAGGCAGUUGAGGAGGAAGAAGUGCCUGCUCUUAGUGUUGGGGAACAGCUGGAGGUUCUGAGACUGCAGACAGCAAACAGGUCAGAAACCAAGUUGGAUGCUGGACAGUGUGUGGACAGGCUGAUCUGCAGAAGAAUUGAGGACGAAGAUGAUGAUGAUGAUGAUGAUGAUGAUGAUAAUGAAGAGAAUGAUGGAGAAAGUGAGGUCUGCCUCCCUCUAUUUACUCCAGCCAAUUUUGUUGAAAAACUUUCUGACAAGAAAAAAUAUGUUAUAGCAGAACUGGGCAAGAAAUUCUCCUUUCCUCUGGACGUCAAAGUGGUAAAUCAAGAUAAAACACUGGACAAAGAUCCACUGGGAGGUUUAGCGGCUCUGAGAUUGGAAGAAACUCUAGAAGAGACCACUGUGCUUGUCAGCUUGCCUGACACUCCAGAGCGGUGCUUCGAAUUGCCUGUUCGUUGGCUGAAACUCUCUCUUUCCUUCACCUCAGACCCUUUACCCUGGCCUGAUUGCAAGAACCCAGAGAUUUACCAACAGACUGUCACUGAGGUAACAGAGCAUUUCUACCAUGAAUAUCAUAAGCUUACUGAAAAACCUAUGGCUCCCCCUCCUCCACGUCCUCCUAAGCGCAAAUCACUGAGCUUGCAAUCACAGAAAGUGUGUCCAGUGCCUAAAGAUUCCAAUCUGCACAUUAAGAGUAGCUUACCCAGUGCAAAACCAGAGAGUUCACCUCUGUUCACAAAACGUGGGCCAGCUCCACCGGCACCAGAUGAAACAGAUGAUGUACCCCCUCCUUUGGUUCCUAGAAAGUCUGUUACAGAGAAUCUGGCCAUUCUUAAUACAUAUACAAAAUCCCCAAGGAAGCAGCCUGAAAAAUCUCAUAAACCAGCAAGAAAGUCAUCGGACAGCGAUCAUGACUAUGAACCUGUGGAAGACAUGCUAAAUGCUCUUGAUCAUAUCAUGUUUUACUAGACCUUUAUCAGCUUGGGGGAAACAAAUGACACCAAAAGCCACACAAGAGAUAAGCACCUCCUUUAUGUGGUGUGAAAUGUACAAUGUACAAAAUGAGAUUGUAUUUAAACUUCCUUUUUAUCUGUCUGUAAGAAAAUGAACAAAUGUAAAGAAGAAAGACAGACUUUUACAAGUUAUUACCAUUUAUUUAGGAAUAUAAAUGUUUUAAAGGACACCGUGUACAUUAAUAUUAAAAUGUAUACCAAAAGAUA